This is a messenger RNA of Benincasa hispida (wax gourd), 1163 nucleotides long. Its product is annotated as mitogen-activated protein kinase kinase kinase 20-like. Gene Ontology annotation, biological process: protein phosphorylation; signal transduction. Gene Ontology annotation, molecular function: protein kinase activity; ATP binding. The record is from RefSeq and is a predicted model, not a curated record. Lineage: Eukaryota; Viridiplantae; Streptophyta; Magnoliopsida; Cucurbitales; Cucurbitaceae.
CCUUCCUUUUUCUCUCAGCCGGAGCCGCCGCUCUUUGCCUCUAAUUUCUCUGCUUCACCGUCGAUUUUCGCCUGCCUCCUCUUUUUCACUCACCAUCUCCGCCGAUCACCGGCCGCCGCCCCUUUGUCGCACCGGCAAGGAGAAUCCAGGUCGAUUUCUUUUGCAGAUUUAAACUAUGACAAAGUCCUGUGUUGUUUCACAAGUGAACCAACGAAGCCACAACUUUGUUAACUUGCAUGAAUUCUUGAAAACAAAGAGAGGCAUUGUGAAGUGCGCAAAGAAAUCGUUGCGAACCAACAAUUGGAAUGAUAACGUCAAGCAUAAUUCAGAAAAAUUUGGUAAAGAUUUUGCUAUCGAAGAAUAUCAUGGUUCAAUUUGGACCGGUGAUCAUCUCUUUCGCAAAACAGGAUCUAGCCUUAUUUUCUUGGCCAGAAACAGAGCACCCACCAACCCGAAUUCAAAUCUUCCUACAGAGUUCAUGGUCAAAUCUUGUUUAAUGGAAUCAUCUUCUUCACUCCAACAUGAGAAGGAAGUGCUGAACAAUCUAGGAUCAUUUACUAAUCUAGUGCGUUGUUAUGGAGAUGAAAUAACAAUAACCAAAUCAGGUGAAAAGGUUUAUAAUGUCUUAUUCGAGUAUUGUUAUGGCUCUAGCUUGCGUGAUCACAUUCUCAAAUUUGGGCCUAAUGGGUUGCCGGAACAUGAAGUUCGUCGGUAUACAAGAGAUAUUGUAUAUGGAGUUUGUUACAUGCAUUGUAAUGGUCGGUAUAUUCACGGUGACAUAAAAUCAAGAAAUAUUUUAAUGUCACCCACUGGAGCCAAGUUAGCAAGUUUUGGAUGGGCUAGGAAGCUCACUGCUGAGGUAUUAUGUGAGGAAGAAAUUAGGGGUUCGGGACCGUACAUAUCUCCGGAGUUGGCUAGUGAUGGUUAUUUAGGUUGGCCUGCUGAUAUUUGGGCACUUGGAUGCGUGGUAUUGGAGAUGUUGACAGGAAAGUCUCCUCGUAAUAACGAAGAAGCGAUACAAAUUAUAAAUGAUAUAUCGAAGGAAGGAAGAGAUUUUAUUAAGAAGUGUUUGAUAACAAGUCCAUAUAAAAGAAGACCAAGUUGGUUGUUGAUCAAGCAUCCUUUUGUUUGUGUUUGAAUUAUUUGUUGAGUGAAUGAAUGAA